Messenger RNA from Cotesia glomerata, 1562 nucleotides. Its product is annotated as proclotting enzyme-like. The coding region runs from base 40 to 1536 and encodes 498 amino acids. Gene Ontology annotation, molecular function: serine-type endopeptidase activity. The transcript has 6 exons. Gene Ontology annotation, biological process: proteolysis. Lineage: Eukaryota; Metazoa; Arthropoda; Insecta; Hymenoptera; Braconidae. The record is from RefSeq and is a predicted model, not a curated record.
ACUACUCACUUAUUGACAUUCAAUGAAAGUUUUGUGAUCAUGACCCUCAAAAUGACUUUUCGUUUAAUAACACUUUUCUUUUGUUGGUGUUGUUGUUGUUAUUGUUUCGAAGACGCUGUUGUCCUGGAAGUAUCAACAGAACCGCGUCCAGUAGCCCGUAGUUUAGAUUGGACGGGAAAAAAACAACCAGGAGGGCGAUGCUUGACGUCAAAAGGUGAAGUGGGUAAUUGUACAACUUUCAAAGAAUGUUACCCGUACUUUAAAAUUCCGGAUCUUGGGGCUCUUGACGGCUGGAUCCUCGGAGUCUACGACACAUGCAGCUACACCCGGAGUGACGGAAGAAUGGGUUACGGUAUAUGUUGUUCAGGAGGGCCAUCAACGACGUUAGCUCCAGCAUCUGUUCCUGUUGAAGAUCCCGAAGAAUACGAAUCACACGAUAAGCCAAUCGAACUGGGCCCUCAAUCACCACCGAUAGGCUCAUGGCCACCUGCAUUGCCGACCCAUCCACCCCAUCACACAAUUCCACCUCUCCCCACUCAUCCCUCAUCAUCUUCAUCUUCUAUGCAGACAACAUCGAGCUCCUCGAGGCCAUUAUCAGAUGGGUAUCCUGCUUCUAGCUCGAAGCCGCCACCAUCAUCAUCAUCUUCUUCUUCAUCAUCAGUGACGAUGACCAGCAAAAAGCCAAGUUCAACAACCUGGCCGACUAAAAAACCCGGCUGGUGGCCAGGUGCCACCACAACAAAACCUGUAACAACGACCACAAGCACGACGAUUGUCAGCUCCUCGGAGUGCGGGGCCAAGAACGGGGAUCAGGAGCAAGACAAAAGAAUUGUUGGUGGUCACAAUGCUGAUCCCGGCGAGUGGCCUUGGAUCGCCGCGCUUUUUAACGCUGGAAGACAGGUUUGUGGCGGAUCACUCAUCAGCGAUAAACAUAUACUUACUGCCGCCCAUUGUGUUGCUCACAUGAACUCUUGGGAUGUAGCAAGACUCACUGUGAGACUUGGAGACUACAACAUAAAGACUACCACGGAAAUCCGUCACGUAGAAAGGCGUGUCAGAAGAGUUGUCAGGCAUAAAGGCUUUGACGCCAGGACACUUUACAACGACGUAGCUUUGUUGACUGUGAAUGAGCCCGUGGAAUAUACAGAGCUUAUUAGGCCAAUUUGCCUGCCAACCGGCUCUCAAUUGUACAACAAUAAAGUUGCUACUGUUAUCGGGUGGGGAUCUCUCCGAGAAAGUGGACCUCAACCAGCUGUAUUACAAGAGGUUGCCAUUCCAGUAUGGUCUAACGCAGAAUGUAAAGUUAAAUAUGGCGCAGCAGCACCUGGUGGUAUUGUUGACAGUUUUCUUUGUGCUGGACGUGCUGCUAAAGAUUCGUGUUCUGGUGACAGUGGUGGACCAUUAAUGGUAAACGAUGGCAGAUGGACACAAGUCGGAAUAGUAAGCUGGGGAAUUGGGUGUGGAAAAGGACAAUACCCAGGAGUUUAUACACGAGUAACUCACUUUCUCCCUUGGAUUUACAAGAAUCUAAAAUAGAUAUAAUAUAAUAAUAAUAAUAAUAA